Messenger RNA from Priapulus caudatus, 1601 nucleotides. RefSeq names its product transmembrane protein 248-like. The coding region runs from base 135 to 1058 and encodes 307 amino acids. NCBI's taxonomy places the organism in Eukaryota, Metazoa, Priapulida, Priapulimorpha, Priapulimorphida, Priapulidae. The record is from RefSeq and is a predicted model, not a curated record. The transcript is spliced from 7 exons.
GAACAUUGUUUACCGUGUUAAAUUUUGGCAUCGCUAGACUCUAUAAACACUAUUACUAAUAAUAGUAAUAUAACUAAAAGUGAUGCUUCACAUGGAAAUCACGUAGGGAUUGAGCUCGCGAGUAUAAGUCUGUCAUGGCGUUCUCACCGCUGGACAACCUCCGGAGUUUUGCAACUUCACGACCUCCACUGGUCGUAUUCAUGAUUUGCCUUCUGGGCUUUGCUGUCACCACAAUGACACUUGCCUACUACGUGAGAAGCAACGAGCUUCGUAAUACAGACAUUGUGGACUGGAACAUGUUUCUCGACAAGUUUGCGUCAGUCAAAUUCUGUAUCCAUGGCGAUACGGCUGAGAGUAGCACCGUCACAGUACCAAUGCCUGAAGUGAGACCUUCACUGGUUAACCGUAAAAAGAUGUUGAGUGCGCCUUUUCCGGCUAAUGCGUCAGUGCCAGUAGAUGCGUCUGCUCAUGUAUACCAUACGGCGGAAGACAUGAGAAACUAUUCUGUGUCAGUGCCAAUGGUGAUAGGAUCCCAGCUGAUACGUAGUCUGCAAAAUGUUACACACAUGAGUGCGACGUUAAAUGGUCUCAUGCUAGGCAUUAGAGGCGAUGCAGCUAGAGAUAACAUCAGUGUCGUAUUUGAACUACCCAGUGAGAGAAACUACAGCCACUUGUCCAGUGACCAGAUGAUGACAUGUGUGGUGUUCCAGGCACCUGCUAAUGUAUUUCCUAUGACGAGGGCACCUGAAGGUUGCUGGAACCAGUCACAGUCAGAGGCACAGUUACAGCGUCACCUGCCUAUACAAGGUUACAAGGAGACGUUCUUCAUUGAUAGAGCCUUCUGUGCAAACGGAACUAAAGUAUUUGUGCAAUACACGUCCAACCCACAUCUGACACUAAUGCUGACAAUGUCGGACAGGUCAAUGAUUAACCUGCAUCUAAUGCACACCAGCUAUUUCCUUUUUCUGAUGGCAAUGACGAUGAUGGCGUAUGCACUACUGAAGAACAGUCCCAAGCUGAAGCCUUCGAUGCAUGAAAAGCUCGCACUUGAUGCCUAAUGAGCUAACCCACAAAGCAUCGCCAAAGAAGAAGCUGGACGUAAGAAAAGGCUAACGAUGGAGAGACGAUGACCACACGAUGUGGCUGUCUUCACUCUUUCUUCUGAUCCUACUUUACUCACGUUUUUAUCUCAUGUGUAUUUUUUGUUGCUUUACAUUGUUAAUCUGCAAUUUGCGAGGAGGUCGGUGCAUGUGCUAUUUUUUAGACAGAUAAACCAGCGGAUGCUGUUCUCGAAAACGUUGGGCAGUGGCUAUGAUAUCGGGCGGACAGGUUGCAAUAUAUACUACGUCAUGCAGCGAGUGUUGUCGUAGGAAAUUUCUAUUCGUAUUUGAUGAUUUGUCAGCCAUGUCAGUGUGCCCUGUAUUGUUCUCUGUGAUUGUGACAUCUAGUUUGGACUCCCUGCAGCAGGUCGUUGCACCAACUUGCACUCGUGGAACUAAACCGUGAAGGGAAGGCCGCGGCGUAGUGUGGCUCAUAGGGUCUAUGUCCACCAGGGUACUGCCAGAACGUACCCUGGGUACGGUCCGGUAUACCGGAACGUA